Messenger RNA from Corticium candelabrum, 1929 nucleotides. Its product is annotated as SHC-transforming protein 1-like. The transcript has 16 exons. The coding region runs from base 50 to 1744 and encodes 564 amino acids. Gene Ontology annotation, cellular component: plasma membrane. The record is from RefSeq and is a predicted model, not a curated record. Gene Ontology annotation, biological process: intracellular signal transduction; cell surface receptor protein tyrosine kinase signaling pathway. Gene Ontology annotation, molecular function: receptor tyrosine kinase binding. NCBI's taxonomy places the organism in Eukaryota, Metazoa, Porifera, Homoscleromorpha, Homosclerophorida, Plakinidae.
UCAAACCACGCAUGCUCGGCAUCACUAGGAUCGGGAAAGUCGCGGAGAUAUGGCAAAAAGCCGUGAUCAAGAUUGGUCGAAAGGCGGCUCAUUUAUGAAGAAACCGAAGGACGGUUGGCUCCAUGCCGACCAUGUCUUAACGGAUGGCGGUGGCGUUUGCUACAUGGUCCGAUACGUCGGAUGUGUUGCAGUCCUUCGUUCUAUGCGUACCCUUCAGUUUGACGUACGUACUCAAGUCACAAGAGAGGCCGUUCUGCGUGUCAUGGAGGCAGCAGGGUUGAAACAAGCAGACAAGAAACGGAAGGUGGCUAAGAAUGUGAAUAAGGCAUUGGGAGCACAGCCUGUAGUGGAUCAGACUGGAAUGAAUAUGAAUUUAACGAUUUCAGUAGAUGGGCUGGAGCUGAGCACUGUUGAGACUGGAGAGAUCUUUGCUCAUCACUCUAUGCCAUCGAUCUCAUUUGCGUCAUCUGGAGAAGGAGUAACUCAAGGGUUUCUUGCAUAUGUUGCAAAGGAUCCUAUAUACGACAGAGCUUGUCAUGUGUUUGACUGUCAAGACAUAGCCCAAGAGGUUAUCAGCUCUGUAGGACAAGCAUUCGAGCUCAGAUACAAAGCAUUUCUUACUCAGCAACCACCACAACCGAUGCAUCCUGUUCCAAGGUUUGGUGAAAUUGGACAAGAGUCGUUUGAUAAUGACGCUUGGGGAACAGAGGAUUGUGGAUAUAGUGAGGCUGUAGCGAGAGAGAAAGCACGUGGAAGGAAAGCGAAUGAUGCUCUUCCAUCGGCACCUCAUUUCAGAGGCCGAGCAAGUGACGGUUUAUAUGACGAUUUACCAGAGGGUCCAUAUGACAACAAUGCUCUUGCGGGGGGACGUCGUUCAGAGAUGACAUAUGAUAAUCCAAUGGGUGCACGAGGCAAACGUUCUGCUAUGGCUGAAACCCAAGGUGGAGUGUAUGAUAAUCCUAAUGCACUAGGACAAGCUCACCAAGGAUCAUUGUAUGACAACCCAGAGCGCUUACAUCAUCAGCCUGCUCAACAGAGUGUAAAACAGCACCAAGGUCACUCAAUUGAAGCUACGCAGCCUUUAGUUCACAACUUGGAAGUAUCACACGACAAACCAAGCGCAGCUGCUGCCUUUCUCUAUGAUAAUCCACAAGCGUUACAGUCGGCUCAAGAUUCACACGAUGGUGCAGAUCUCAUCUAUGACAAUCGAGAUGGUGAAGGAAAAGCAAAGGACAGAGAUUUAUUGUAUGACAAUAAAGACGGGGCUGGGGUUGAUGUUGCAUUUAAAGGAAAGAAUAGUCAACUGCCGCAUGCUCCAUUGUUUGAUAAUGAUGAUUACAGUGGCCCCGCAUUUGUACAUAAUGCACCAAGAAAGCAGACAUUUGACAUGAGUGCUGUUAGCAAAUCCCUGGCAAGAGAGCCAUCUUCUGGUUCAUUGGAGACAGAGCACUGGUUUCAUGGUCAAAUUUCAAGAGUGCAGGCAGAAGGGUUGCUAGAGGAAGAUGGUGAAUUUCUUGUGCGGGAAAGCACAUCGCAGGCCGGUCAGUUUGUACUUACCGGUAUGCAGGGUGGAAAACCAAGGCAUAUUCUAUUGGUAGAUCCCGAAGGAGUGGUGAGGACUAAAGAUCGUACAUUUGAAAGUGUGCAGCAUCUGAUCAAGUUUCACAAAGAAAACUCAGUUCCAAUUGUAUCGAAUGACAGCUCUCUUGUGCUAAAUCGAGCAGUAAUUUGCAUUGCGUUUUGAGGGAGACAAGUAGGCGGAUGUAAUGAAGUCAUUGUAGAUAUGGUGGGGUCAGAUCUAGAUGCAUUUGUGUGAAGAAUUAUGUUUUUUAGUUAAGCGAUUGCAAGAAAUGUAUGAAUUUAAUAGCACUACGUGUAUGUCAGACCUUUUUAACUUAAGUGUUAUGAGUUACAAACAUUUCCAUGUGA